AUGAAGUUUAUCAUGUUCACGAAACAUCUGGAAGGCUUAGAAAUUCCAGAUAUUAUCACCGCGUUGCAAUCGGUAGGGGUCAGCGGUGCGGAUCUGUGUGUCCGCCCUGGCUAUCCGGUGAACCCGGAAAAUGCGACGGAGGCGUUACCUGCCGCCGCAAAGCAGUUCGCCGCUGCCGGCUUGUCUAUUCCACUUGUCACAACACCGGGUGAUUUUCUUAAUCCGGGGCAGGAAGAGACGCGCCGUGUCUACGCCGCUGCAGGUGAAGCAGGUGUCGAAAAUAUCAAACUGGGAUACUGGCACUGGCACGCAGAGGAUGGCGGCUACUGGGCACAGGUCGAUUUUAUCCGUAAGCAAUUGGACGGGUUUGCGAAACUCUCUGCGCAAUACGGACCUCGGACAUGCAUCCAUAACCAUUCUGGAACCUCCAUGGGGCUGAAUUCGUGUGCAGUGAUGAACCUCGUAAAAGGUUUCGACGCGCAGCACGUCGGCGUUUUUGCCGAUACAGGACACCUGUCCAUCGUCGGGGAACCGAUUGACAUGGCACUGGAUAUUGUCAAAUCGCAUCUCGCAGUUAUCGCCUUCAAGGACCUUGCACGUUCGCCCGGCACGCGCGGCGGCAGAGUCGUCCGAAUGGGACAAGGCUUCGUUGACUGGGAGACGGCAGUAAAUACGCUACAAACAAUCGGCUUUUCAGGUCCCGUGAGUUUCCAUAGCGAAUACAGCGGAGAGCCCGUGGAAACCGUUAUCGAUCUCGCCCGUGUAGAUGUCCGCUUCAUUAGCAGUCUGUUGAACAAAUAA
Geodia barretti is the source of this 801-nucleotide messenger RNA. The record is from the annotation of a GenBank genome assembly. Lineage: Eukaryota; Metazoa; Porifera; Demospongiae; Tetractinellida; Geodiidae.